This is a messenger RNA of Galeopterus variegatus (Sunda flying lemur), 1017 nucleotides long. RefSeq names its product integrin beta-6-like. The transcript has 7 exons. Gene Ontology annotation, cellular component: focal adhesion; cell surface; integrin alphav-beta6 complex. Gene Ontology annotation, molecular function: integrin binding. NCBI's taxonomy places the organism in Eukaryota, Metazoa, Chordata, Mammalia, Dermoptera, Cynocephalidae. The annotation marks the transcript as partial. Gene Ontology annotation, biological process: cell-matrix adhesion; integrin-mediated signaling pathway; cell adhesion mediated by integrin. The record is from RefSeq and is a predicted model, not a curated record.
AUGGGGAUUGAACUGCUUUGCCUGUUCUUUCUAUUUCUAAGAAGCAAUGAUCGCGUGCAAGGUGGCUGUGCCUUGGGAGGUGCAGAAACCUGUGAAGACUGCUUACUCAUUGGACCUCAGUGUGCCUGGUGUUCUCAGGAGAAUUUUACCCAUCUAUCUGGAGUUGGUGAAAGGUGUGAUACCCCAGCAAAUCUUUUAGCUAAAGGAUGUCAAUUAACCUUCAUCGAAAAUCCUGUCUCCCAAAUAGAAAUACUUAAAAAUAAGCCUCUCAGUGUAGGCAGACAGAAAAAUAGUUCUGACAUUGUUCAGAUUGCACCUCAAAGCUUGAUUGUUAAAUUGAGACCAGGUGCAGAGCAGACCCUGCAAGUGCACGUCCGCCAGACCGAGGACUACCCGGUGGACUUGUAUUACCUCAUGGACCUCUCCGCCUCCAUGGACGACGACCUCAACACAAUAAAAGAGCUGGGCUCCCUGCUUUCCAGGGAGAUGUCUAAAUUAACUAGCAACUUUAGACUGGGCUUUGGCUCUUUUGUGGAAAAACCUGUUUCCCCUUUUAUGAAAACAACACCAGCAGAGAUCGCCAACCCUUGCAGUAGUAUUCUGUACUCCUGCCUACCAACAUUUGGAUUCAAGCACAUUUUGCCAUUGACAAAUGAUGCCGAAAGAUUCAAUGAAAUUGUGAAGAAUCAGAAAAUUUCUGCCAAUAUUGACACACCUGAAGGUGGAUUUGAUGCAAUUAUGCAAGCUGCUGUGUGUAAGGAAAAAAUUGGCUGGCGGAACGAUUCCCUGCACCUCCUGGUCUUUGUGAGUGAUGCUGAUUCUCAUUUUGGAAUGGACAGCAAACUGGCAGGCAUCGUCAUUCCUAAUGAUGGGCUUUGUCACUUGGACAGCAAGAAUGAGUACUCCAUGUCAACUGUCUUGGAAUAUCCUACGAUUGGACAACUUAUUGAUAAACUGGUACAAAACAACGUGUUAUUAAUCUUUGCUGUAACCCAGGAACAAGUUCAUUUAUAUGAG